ACCUGCUCUCCUUCUCUGCACUGACACAAAUACGGCAAUGAACAAAGUUUAAGGAUGGAGGAAGAACUCAAUUAUGCUUCUGUGGUUUUCAAAAAUGGUGGUAGUCCUCAGAAAGAAAACGAUGAGGACUCUACAAUUUAUUCUACAGUUAAAUCUAAAGUUCCUACAACGACUGUAACAACUGGGGGAGGAGCAGCAGCGGCACACUCCCGGCACUUUGUCCUGCUGCUGGUGUGUUUGGGGAUUCUCUGCGUCCUGCUCAUCUCGUGCAUCGGUGUCAUCAUCUACAUCUGUGGGGUCAUGAAGGCCCAGGAAGCUGUCGAAGAAAACAUCAUCCACCUCGAGAAGGAAAAUUACCAGCUGAUGAUGGAUAAAGAAAUCUUAGCGAACGAGACAGAGGUCCUGACCCGAGACAGAGAUGAUCUCAACAGGACGAUCGGAGUCAUCAUGACGUUCAAAAACUUCCCAGUCAAUGCAUUCUGCCCAGACAAAAAGUGUCAGCCAUGCUUGGAGAGUUGGAUCCCGUUCCAGGAUCACUGCUACCUGUUUUGGGACCCAGACACUCCCUGGAAGACAUGGACGCAAGCACAAACAUUUUGUCGAAAAACUAACGCAGACCUGCUUGUUGUCGACAGUUUACAAGAGCAGGAAUUCAUCAAUAAGCACACCAAGUACUACUACGACCUUCAUCAUGCAUACUGGAUGGGAUUGCGUACAAAUGAGGACAAGAAGUGGAUCUGGCUUGAUGGACGCAAUGAGACUUUGGGGUUCUGGAUUCAGGAGAGAGUUGGUAACGCUGGUGGAUAUGCGAUGACAUUCCCUGGGUAUAAUGCGACAGCCAGCUGGGGUCCAUCAGGGAAUGAUAUGCAGAACAAGUUCAUCUGUGAGCAUGAAGCCCUCAUCAGGACUCCAGUUUUCUCGUUCCAAACUUUGCCGGCAAAUUGA
Molecule: messenger RNA, 945 nt
Organism: Limanda limanda (common dab)
Lineage: Eukaryota; Metazoa; Chordata; Actinopteri; Pleuronectiformes; Pleuronectidae
Product: C-type lectin domain family 17, member A
Exons: 7
Coding region: 55-945 (296 amino acids)
Source: RefSeq, a predicted model, not a curated record